AAAUAAAUAACGUAAAAAUAGAAAUGAGUCAUAGAGUCAAUUACACAUUACAGAAAUAAGUUAAAUGUUGUAGCGUUGUAGAAUAUUUGUCGUCUGCUGAUGUAUGUAAAUGCAAAGCAAUGGGAAGCUGAAAAAUCAACUAUGUUUGGAAAUAGAGAUUCGAGUGAGUUUUACUUUUUCUUUAACACAAGAAAAGGUUGGGAAAAGUGAUAAGCUAAUUUGUGACUUUGUGUGCUUUUCAUUUAAAGAUGGAUACUAAAUGUUAUGUUGAGGGUUGCAAAUCUGGACAUGAACCAUGCAAAGAAACAUUGUACUUUUUCAAGCCAAAAGAUAAGAACACUGAAGCUUUGGAAAAAAUGUAUAGGUCAAAACUCAUUAAGACCUAAAGCUGGAUACAAUUAUUCAUUUAUUUUGUCUCAAAAUAUCAAAGGAUGUGUCAUUGUUAUUUCUCUUCAAUGUUUAACUCUUUGUUUAUUUUUGUUUGUGUUUGAUGUAGGAUGAGUGCCAAAUGCUAUGUAAAGGGUUGCAAAUCUGGAUAUGAAUCAUGCAAAGAAAAAGUACAUUUUUUCAGACCUAAGGAAGAGAAAACAGUACACCUUUGGCAGAAAUUUAUUGGUCGGAAUGAUCUGAAACUCGAAAAGUUUCACUCAGUUUGUCACAAGCACUUUGAUGAUGCAGAUAUUGUAAAAACAACAACUGCUCGGGGUAAAGAUAGACCAACAGUAGUUAGUGAUUCAUUACCUUGGCGGCUUGUAGGUGGAGCCAUCCCCAAACAUUAUCUUGGGAACUAUGUGCAACAAUUUAGGAAAAUUGCUGUGAGGCCAUUGGCUCUUAAGGAUGGGGCAACUACUACUGUGCCUGAAAUCAUUGUUUUUUAGAUGAAGAAAGAACGAAGUGAUGAACCUAUUCUUCCUGAGAGAUCUCCAGGUGUUCCAAAGAAAAUCCACAGUAACAGAAAAUAAUCUCUAGUGCCAUCUUCAUCACCAAGGCUGCAGUUAGAAAAAAAUAGUUGUCAAAACAUUGAAUGAUGAGAUCAGAAAUACCCCUCAAAACAAGCAACAGUCAUCAAUUAACCAAGUUUUGCAACAAAGUGUCAGUUCACUUAAUCAAGGUCCCUCGCCACAGGUUUCACAACAAGAACUAAUAUUAAGACCUAUUUUACCGACUGCUGAAGAUUUUGGUCAAGUCAAACUCGCUGUUUCACGCCGGGAAUUGUUAAACCCUAAAGAAGCUAUCCUUCCUCCAUCAUGGUCCUGGCAAGAAUGUUUUCUUCAGAAAAAACAAUUGAUUUGUUCCAAGUUUAAAUGGCUAGAUGAAAACAACUUCGAGUACACCAAGUCCAUAAUAGUGGGCGAGUACGCAUAUGUCAGUGAUAUGAGUAUUUCUACACAUACUGUUCGUUAUUUCGUCCGAGGUCGACAAGUUUUCCCCAAAACUCUCAAGUAUCAAUGCUCAACGGUCAGUGAAGUCACCACGUUAUUGAAGUUUUACGACGACAUUCCAGAGUGUCUCGGCUAUUCUGAUCCGAAAUUACUUGGAUCCUCACCACCUUUAAAUCCUCCGCAUACUAAUCGGUCGAAAAAUUGUCUGUUGCUUGCUUCGGAGAGAAGCAAUUAUUGCACCGAAUGUCUAUCAAUAAUGCCUCAAACAAUUAAACGAAGCUUAGUGAACAACAGCAACAACAUAUCCAAUUCAAGUAAUCUUCCUUCAACAAAUGUAAAUGUUAUUGGACCGUGCAACACGAUAACUCCAGUUGACCUAAGCGCGGACCCACCUCUGAUACCAAUCGACAGUUGUAAUAUUUGUGAAAUCGGUGAGGACGAAUUGACCGUCGAAAAUAGACCAAAUGAAGAUUAUCGUGGCGACGAUCCGAGUGAACCAAACGUCCAGAAUCAUGGGGGAUCGCAUAGUGAACUCAGUGACUUGGAAAGUGAAGAUUCGUCUAGUGUUAUCAUUGAAUCAGAUAGUGAAUACUCACCGUAUGGAAUUGUGGAGUCAGACAGUGAAUAUUCGCUAAAUGGAAGCAGCAGCACUGAAAAUGAAAUUGACGUAGAUGACGACGGCGAUUUUGCUUUGGCGCAGUGCUAUUUGCAGAAUGAAGUUAGGAUAAAACGACGAUUUCAAAGGAAAUAUCUGCGGUAUUCAUGGAUGCUCAACAAGAGCAAAGAAAUAGCUCGUUCAAUUCUAAAGGCAUCGAAAGAACUUGAGCAGAAAUGUCGAAAUGAAACACUAAGGCUCCCAGCUACCAAGAAAUCUGGCCGUAAUUUUUCAGCAUUUGUUUCUUUUUUUCUGAACUGUAAUCCUUGAUCAACUUCCAUGAUAAAGAAAAUUUAUCCCACCUGAGAAGUAAUGCUGUUGGUUGCUGUAAUUCCAUGAUUGCGGUUUUUCAUCAUGAACAUUUCAGU
This is a messenger RNA of Daphnia pulicaria, 2405 nucleotides long. RefSeq lists its product as uncharacterized. The transcript has 4 exons. Bases 1375 to 2307 code for a protein of 310 amino acids. The record is from RefSeq and is a predicted model, not a curated record. NCBI's taxonomy places the organism in Eukaryota, Metazoa, Arthropoda, Branchiopoda, Diplostraca, Daphniidae.